AUGGACAUGAGAGCUAUCUACAAGGAUUUCAUCGUUCUUUGUACGGAGAACAGCAUGAUUACUGAAGAGGUUUUAAAGGAAAAGCUUGAGAACAGUUUCAUGGGGGACAACCUCAUUGAACGAGGACAGCUCACCAAAGGUCGGGAGUACAGGGAAGUACGUCGUUAUGAUCGACACGGCAUUCACCUGAUGUUUGUGUACUUGACACGGUGCUACCAGAAACGGAUUGAGGAUGUCCUUAUCCAGAUAGAAGAAGGCCACAUUUCAAAACCAGAUGUUUUCAUCAUAAACUCUGUGCUAUGGGACAUCAGUCGAUGGGGGCCUAGAGGUGUUGAAGAAUUCAAGCAUAACCUGAAGUACUUGAUGAAGAGGCUCAAGGAUACACUCAGUUCUGGAACUCUUGUGAUUUGGACCACAUGCCCACCCAUAGCAUCUGAGAUAAAGCGUGCAUUUCUUAUACAGCAGUUGAGUUUUUUGGAGCAAUACAUGAGAUUUCACAUCAUGGAAGCCAAUGCAUAUGCACAAAGAGUUGUACGCAGCUAUGGAUUUGAUGUUCUUGAUCUCCAUUAUUAUCUCCGUCUGAAUACUCAUCGUCGGUCAAGAGAUGGAGUACAUUGGGAACCAGAUGCUGUUCGUUUGAUGUCCAACCUCAUCCUCACUCAUAUCUCCGUUGCUUGGGAUGUCUCUUUACCAUACCGUGGUGCUACUGCACUCCUUUCAGAUUGCAUCAGAGUUUCUCAACAAGAGUAUGAGAGACAGAAACUAGUGGCUGUGAGGCAUUUGCCAAAAGUGCCUUUGACCUGUGAUCCCUCCACAAAUAUUGAAAAACCUGAAGCCUGCUCUCUCUUCACAAGUUGCUUGAAAGCAACUGCCAAGACCUCUGAUUGUGGGAAAAUGCAAGCUGGGCCUGUAGUUGACUUCAGCUCUACAAAAAAUAAUCAUGUGUCCUUACAGACAAAUCUGACAAAUGGAGCAGCAACAGGAGGACCCAGCAAGAAACAAGACCUGAAUACAAAGGUCAAUGGUCCUGCAUUAUUUGGACAGACACCUGCAUCCAAGUCUACAUUGAAUGGUGUAGUGAGUCAUGAUAUUCAAUCUUCCAGCUCAUCACAGUUCCUUCCACAGAAUAAAGGCACAAGAGAGAGUCCUGGGAAGAUAGGAGAGAAAUCUGGGGCACUGCCACUCAGAGCGGCUGGAACAAAACCAGAUGCAUGUUUUUGUCCAAAGAACAGCAACUCUUUGCCAUCCAAGCCUCCAAAGGUCAUACUAAAGCGAGACACAGGCAACUUUAUCAUACCCAUGGAUUCUCCAGCAAAAAAGAAAGCAGAGUCUUCUUCAAUAGGACCAAUGAGCAAGGAGGCAAGACCUACUGAGAAUCCAGUGCAAACUCAAUCACCUGCAAAGACUGAAGGAAGGAGAAGGAUAAGAACUUCACCAAUCAGAGCCCUCAUAUUGAAGUCUCUAGGCCAAACCCCAAAGAAGGGUGAAAAAUCAUCACCUCCUAAGCAUACUACUGCAAACAAGAGUGAAUUGACAGCUCAUCACAAAUCACAAGUAAUGGAUGAGAGGAUGAAGAAAAGUAAUCAAACGAGCUGUGCAAGUAAUGAGAGAAUAUCUGCUGCCUUACUACCUCCAAUAAAAGAUGGCAAUGUGAAGCUUGCCAACUGUAACAAAGUUGGAGCUCUUCAGAAUAUCAAGAAGAAGAAAAAAAAGAAGAGGAAGAAGGUAAAGAAGAAAUUAGAGGCAAGAGAUGCAAAACUAGAAAAGGGAAAGCUAUCAAAGAGGAUGUCAGAGAAUGUAGAUACAUCUGAAGAACUUACUGAAGAAGAAAGGCGCCGUAAGGAAGAUGCAGCAAUUGAAGCCAGUCUCAGGCAGGCUUUUGGUUUGUCUCCUACAAAGGCUAUAGCAGUUGAUACUGAGGAAACUGAUAAGGCUGGAAAGCAGGAAAUUUAUGAUUGUGAGAAAGCUGAAUGUUCCAAAUCUUCAUCUCAGGUGACCAGAGAAAUAAAGUUUGAGCCCCAACAUGGACUGAAGAGGAAACCUAUCUUGCUAGAAGUGAGUUUCUCUGGAUUGAAAAAGAGAAAGAGUAAAACUCUGGCUCCCUGUGGAACAUUGGUGGGAGCUCAGAAUGUUUUGCAUAAGAAACAGGAGCUCUUGGUGGACACAUGCAGAAGGCAAAACAAACCCCUGGGACAAGAGAGUGAAAAGGUCGAGUACAGUCUAUUAAAGGAGGCUGUUUCUGCAGCAAACAUGCCCCAUGCAAAAGAAACUUAUGCAAUAUCAUCUCUUUCUGAUCAGGAUAGCUUGGGACACUCUCAUUCUGGGUCAGAAAAAGAGCCUAGGACAUCGAAAGGAAAAGGCUCUGCAUUAUGUUAUGAUCCAUCUCCUCACCAGUGGUCAGUGGCUUCUACUAAUGCAUCUGAUACCUCUUCAGUCAAUGGAGAAAUCAUGCAAGCCAUUGAUAUCCUUGAUGACCAUCUCUCCCUAUCUCGGACCAGGAAUGAAUGCUCUCAAAAUUUCACAAAUAGCAUUUCCUUAGAUAAUUGCUUGCCAUGUGAACACAGUGCAGCAGGAUCAGCAUCUGAACAUCUUGGAUGUGGUGUUUUGCCCAUUCCUCUGAAUCGCAGCAUCAGCAGAGGGCCUGGUGCUGUACACCUCCCGGAAUCUCUGUGGGAUUCUCAAUUGCCAGGUCCAGGAGUGCCUGACACUGGGAAGAAAUGGACUGGGCUCACAGAUCAGGUACAACCGUUUACAGGUUUGCCAUAUGGGUUGAUGGGGAUUCCUGUUGUACCACCUCAGAAUGGAUUUCCAGGUGUGCUGGCAUUGAGGAGGAACACCUUGAAUAUAUCUGGACAUGUGAAUUGUCAAAAUACUAGAUUUUAUGGUGAACAGAAUCCACAUGUCAAGCAGGAGCAUCCAAGGAGUACAGCCAAGGUUCAGUGUGCACUGGGGAGCUCUGGCAUCAUCAGCCCAUAUGUUUAUGAAGCUUGGCAAGGCCAGACUGUUACUGAAAGUGAUCCACGCAAGGCGACAGUUGUUAAGGUUAUACCUACCCCAAACAAUGGGUCUGCUGAAGUUGUGAAAUUGCGACAUGACUUUGAGAGCCAUGGGGAAGAGGAAAUAUGUUUUGAAUUCCAGAAGACUAAGUACAUUUGGGAUGAAGAUAAGAAAUGUUUUAGAGGACUGCAGUUUCAUGUGGACCACAGUUUUGAUUUCUAUCAGGAGUGGAGAGGGUACACUGAUGAAGAUUUACCAAGAGUUGAGAAGCACUUUGGUAAAAACAGGCUCGAGAUGGUUAUACCGGAAUUCAUGGAGCUCUUUCAAGAGAGGGCUACUGCUCCCUUCUUUGUAUUUCAAGUAUUCUGUGUUACAUUGUGGUGCAUGGAUGAGUACUGGUACUACUCAGUCUUCACCCUGAUCAUGUUGGUGACUUUUGAGUGUACUCUGGUUCAGCAGCAGCUUCGGAACAUGACAGAGAUUCGCAAAAUGGGGAACAAGUCAUAUAACAUUCAAGUGUACCGAAACAGGAGGUGGAGGCCUGUUAAUACAGAGGACCUGUUACCUGGUGAUAUAGUAUCCAUUGGUCGAGGGGGCAGCGAAGAGCAUCUUGUUCCUUGUGAUCUUCUCCUACUCAGAGGUCCAUGUAUUGUAGAUGAAAGCAUGUUGACAGGUGAAUCUGUGCCUCAGAUGAAAGAACCAAUUGAAAACCUAGAGAAGUCAAGGUUCCUGGAUCUGGAUACAGAUGGAAAGCUUCAUGUGCUUUUUGGAGGCACAAAAGUUGUCCAACAUACAGCUCCAAGUAAAACUACAACAGGGCUGAGAGCUCAAGACAAUGGGUGUAUAGCUUAUGUUCUUCAGACUGGAUUCAACACCUCCCAAGGGAAACUUCUGAGGACAAUUUUAUUUGGAGUCAAACGAGUAACAGCCAACAACCUUGAGACUUUCGGCUUCAUCCUGUUCCUCCUUAUCUUUGCAAUUGCAGCAGCUGCAUAUGUUUGGAUAAAAGGGAGUGAGGAUCCUGAAAGGAACAAAUACAAAUUAUUCCUUGAAUGUACACUCAUUCUCACAUCAGUGGUCCCUCCAGAGCUCCCAAUUGAGCUUUCACUUGCUGUGAACACAUCUCUUAUCUCUCUCACAAAACUUGCUGUGUAUUGCACAGAACCAUUCCGGAUACCCUUUGCUGGGAAGAUUGAUAUAUGCUGCUUUGACAAGACAGGAACCUUGACAAGUGACAAUCUUGUGGUGGAAGGACUGGCUGGUCUAAGGCAAGUACUGGGUACUUCAGAAAUAUCUCCACCACAGGAUGCUCCUUUUGAAGCAGUUCAAGUCAUGGCAUCAUGCCAUUCUCUUGUUCAGCUAGAUAGCGGAUUAGUGGGUGAUCCACUAGAGAAAGCCACUUUACUAGCAAUUGACUGGCAGCUUACCAAAGGAGAAGCUGUUCUCCCCAGGAAAUCUCGAAACAUGCCAGGAGUAAAAAUUUACCAGAGAUUUCACUUUUCAUCAGCAUUGAAGAGAAUGUCUGUAUUGGCUGGUUACACGCCUCCAAUGUCAGCUGAUAUCUCCUACAUUGCAGCAGUAAAGGGCGCCCCUGAAACUUUGAAGCCAAUGUUCAAGGAGCUUCCCCAGAGUUAUGAUGAGAUAUAUCUGGAGCAUUCCAGAAAAGGAGCUCGUGUUCUGGCUAUGGGUCACAAGGAACUUGGAGUGCUCAACAACCAACAGGUUCGUGAACUGACACGUGAUGAUCUUGAGAAGGACCUGUGCUUUGUUGGUUUCUUGGUCAUUUCCUGCCCUCUGAAAUUAGAUUCAAAGCAGAUCAUCAAGGAAGUCAUCAAUAGCUCUCAUAGUGUUUCAAUGAUUACAGGUGAUAAUCCCUUGACUGCCUGUCAUGUAGCAAAGGAAUUGAAGUUCAUACGCAAGACAGAUAUCCUAGUAUUGACCGAAGUGAACUCCAAGAUUUCUCAAUGGGAAUGGCAGAGUGUGGAUGAAAGCGUUUCCAUGCCUCUUGAUGUACAAAGGCCUGUUGUCAAAUUAAUUGAGCAGUAUGACCUGUGCAUUACUGGACUGGGAUUCAGUUAUCUCCAAUCAGAACAUCCUAAGUACCUGUCAGCACUCUUGCCCCACAUCAAAGUGUAUGCACGAGUGAACCCAAAGCAGAAAGAAUCCAUUGUUGUGGAAUUGAAAGAAAGUGGCUAUGUGACCCUGAUGUGUGGUGAUGGUACCAAUGAUGUGGGUGCUCUCAAACAUGCUCAUGUUGGUGUGGCAAUCCUCUCUAGCAGUCCUGUAGAGAGGGUUCCAUCAAGAGUUUCUCGAGGUCAACCUGAUAAUUCUCCCCGAUUGUUGCCUUCAACUUCUGAAUCAUUGGUGAGAAGAGGAGGAGGAGGUGGUCCCCCAAUGCAGAGUGGAGCUAUGAGUAAGGCCAGGGGAAGUUCAUCUGGCCGCUCUGCAUCAGGAGCAUUCAAUCAACAUAGGGAAGAUGGUCGCACUGAUUCACUCCAGGAAAGGUUGCAGAAUUCCCAGAGCCACUUGCAGAAAAUGCUUCGUGACAUGGAGGAGCAGGAUCAGGCACAGGUUGUGAAAUUAGGAGAUGCUUCCAUUGCAGCUCCCUUCACUUCAAAAAUGUCAUCCAUCCAGUGUGUGUGUCACAUCAUCAAGCAGGGUCGGUGUACACUGGUGACAACAUUGCAAAUGUUCAAGAUUCUUGCACUAAAUGCUUUGAUCUUGGCCUAUAGCCAGUCUGUAUUAUACCUGGAUGGUAUCAAGUUCUCCGAUGGCCAGGCAACACUGCAGGGCCUGCUACUUGCAGCCUGCUUCCUUUUCAUCUCAAGGUCAAAGCCACUGAAAACAUUGUCAAAAGAGCGUCCUCUUGCAAACAUCUUCAACCAUUACACAAUUGUAACUGUCAUUCUUCAGUUCUUAGUCCACUUUGUCAGCCUGAUAUACUUGGUUCAGGCAGCUCUCGCCCGAUCUCCAGAAAAACCGGAAAAAGAAAGUGUAGAUGCCCAUGAGGGAGAGUUUCAGCCCAAUCUCCUCAACAGCACUGUUUAUAUUAUCUCCAUGUCCCUGCAGGUGGCUACAUUUGCCAUAAAUUAUCGGGGUAAUCCCUUCAUGGAGAGUUUGACAGCCAACAAGGCCCUCUUCUACAGCCUGCUGAAUUCAGGAUUCUUCAUUUUUGCCUUAGUCUUCAACAUUAUUCCAGAGCUUUCCUCACACUUUGAAGUUGUGGAAUUUACUCCUGAGGGCCCUGUCCCUCCUCUCUUAUCCCUUUGCAGUCCUAUUACAAGCAGGCUAGGAAAACCCUUGCGAACGAGGUUCGCGGGAACGGAGAUGCGCGGGCGGGCGGCCCGCUUAGUCCGCUUGCAUAUCCUUCCCGGAAAAUUCCAAUUUGUCGCCUCAGAUCAGAUCAGAUCAGAAAGUCAGUUCGAGUCAGUCCACUACGUGCGUGUUGACAUUGCGGUCAAGUCAAGUGGUAGGCGAGGUCUCUACCAGAACAACUGCAGCAUGGAAGAGAGUGAGGAAGAACUGAAAGUCCCUGAGCGGUUCUUUUGGUAUUUUCGCAUGAGGACAUCCUCUUUUGAGAAACUCUUGCAUCUCAUAGCUCCACACAAUGAGAAGCAAAAUACCAACUACCGAAGGACUAUCCCUCCAGAGGAACGACUAGGAGUCACACUGAGGAGAGUCGUAGACAUAAUUCCAUUGCUGGCUGAUUUCUGGCUGAUGGCAGCAUACUUGGGAGUUCGUUUGCCACUUCCUGUCUAUUCAAGCCCAGGAAUUCUGAUGCCACUACAGAAUUUCAGAGGAAAACAGCAACAAUUGCAGUAUGCCGCAGCUCUGACAGCUGCUGUCAUUGACUACAAGACAAUGAUAGAAGAGUAUGCCUUUAUUUCUGCUACUCAGAGGUUCUUCCAUGUUGAAGUUUAUGGCAAGUCAGGGAAACCCCUGAACCAAAGUCAGAUCUACGACCAGCUAGUGUCUGUAGUGGAACACUCAGCACACAAGGCACCACCUCUUGGAGUCUUGACAACAGACAGCCGACCCAAUUGGGCUCAUGCCUUCAAUGCCAUGAUGAAAAGCAAACAGAACAGAGGAUGUCUAGAAUCCAUCCGAACUAGCAUCUUUUUGCUGUGUUUGGAUGGAGAGAAUCCUGAUAUGCCUGCUCAUACCUCUGAUUUCAAGACUGUUUGUGCUCUUCAGACCAUCCAUGGUUGUGGAUCAAAAGGAAAUGCAGGCAACAGAUGGUUUGACAAGACUGUGCAGUUCAUUGUGGGAGAAGAGGGUCAACUAGGAAUGACCUAUGAGCACACUCCUGCUGAAGGACCCCCAAUUGCUAACCUUACAGACCAUGUGAUGGAUUUCAUACUUGAAGAGAGGGGAUCCAGAUGGUUGCCUGCUCCUGAUGUUCAUCCACCAAGAAGGCUUGACUUUGAGUACAGUGGAGAGGUUAUGUCGGCCAUUGACAUAGCUGAGAAAAAUUUGGACAUGCUUGCAGAUGAUCUUGAGAUGACAAUCUUCUCAUUCAAAGAUUUUGGAAAGAAUUUUGUGAAGUUCCAGAAAAUGAGCCCUGACAGUUUUAUACAAAUGGGAUUGCAGUUGGCCUUCUAUCGGAUCCAUGGUGAAGCAGCUGCUACAUAUGAGACUGCAUCAACAAGAAAGUACAUUCAUGGGAGGACUGAAACAAUUCGUUCUUGCUCCAUAGAGAGUGUGGAUUUCUGCGCAGCAAUGCUGGAUAGGAAUGCCUCACCACAAGAAAAGCUUCAUAAAAUGAAAGCAGCUAUUGAUGGCCACAAGAAGUAUGUUGUUGAUGCUUCAAAUGGGUAUGGAGUUGAUCGCCAUCUGCUGGGCCUAAAGUUGCUGGCUAUUGAGAAUGGAAUGGAUAUUCCUCGCCUCUAUAUGGAUUCUGGAUUUGUUCGAAGUUCUCAUAUGCGUCUCUCAACAAGUCAGGUUCCUGCAAAGCAUGCCACUGUCAUGUUUUUUGGCCCCUUGGUGCCUGAUGGUUAUGGAUGCUGCUACAAUCCAAGGUCAGACUCAAUUGAGUUUGGCUUCUCUGCCUUCAUGUCUAGCCCUGAGACCCAUUCUAAGAAAUUAAAGGCAGCUGUUGAACAGAGUCUUAUAGAUAUGCAGGCUGUCUUGGCUCAGACUCAGCAGGCCAAGCUUUGAGCCAAUUUCAUAUUCUCAUGUAUUACAUAUCCCUUAUAAGGAAUGCACUCAAUGACUUCUUAUUGCAUCAUCCUUUUUGUUUUGUUGCCUUCAACUUUUAUUUCUCUGGUUUCUCCUCUCCCUGUUCAGAUAGGAGUUCUCACUAGAGGGCUUUCACUUUGUAUAGGAAUAAGCUCCAUCUCAUACUAUUCAUGUGCAAGUUUGCACCUGAACUGUUAUUUCUUCAUGGAGAAUUCUGCCUGGUCUUGAACUUCCCACUGAUGACUGAGACUGUCAUAGUGCUGUUUCCAGUCUGAGCAUAGCCUUGUUUGCUUUUACUGUAUUACUCUGCUGUGCCUUUGCUACUUAUUUUUUCUGAUCCUGAUUUUUUCAUUUCCUUGCCCUCCUUGCCUUUGCUUUUGCCUCUGCAGAUUUAAUGUUAUCUGUUAACUCCUGUCACUUUAUUAUUCCUGCUUAAUUUCCCAUCAUACAAAGAUGCCGUACUGAAAAUUUCACUGAAGGAAUUGGGAGGAUAAAGGUCUUUCUAGGGAUAUGAGAAAAUGAGCACAAGACAGUUGAAAGUUUUAGAACUUCAUUUGGUUGAAGGUGCUGUACUUGAGUCAAAGAAUGGAAAAUCAUGCCCUUGUUCUCAUCAUCAUUUCAUACUGUUGUGUAAAGUCUUUUUGAACAUAUCAUUUGAACUUGCCAUUUCCGAGUUGAAGAACCUGCUUAAUGGAGUGCCUUUCACCCCUACCACCAUUAUUGCAAAUAAGAAGAGCUGUUUUAGAGGAAGCUGUUGGAAAUAUAAAACUGUCAUCCUGAUAAUGGUGCCUAAUGUUGUGUUAUGAAUAAAUAAUUUAUAUUUUAGGAAGCA
This is a messenger RNA of Darwinula stevensoni, 9007 nucleotides long. Lineage: Eukaryota; Metazoa; Arthropoda; Ostracoda; Podocopida; Darwinulidae. The record is from the annotation of a GenBank genome assembly.